This is a messenger RNA of Phacochoerus africanus (Common warthog), 1252 nucleotides long. RefSeq names its product ES cell expressed Ras (gene ERAS). The record is from RefSeq and is a predicted model, not a curated record. The transcript has a single exon. Gene Ontology annotation, cellular component: plasma membrane. NCBI's taxonomy places the organism in Eukaryota, Metazoa, Chordata, Mammalia, Artiodactyla, Suidae. Gene Ontology annotation, biological process: Ras protein signal transduction. Bases 309 to 1010 code for a protein of 233 amino acids. Gene Ontology annotation, molecular function: GTP binding; GDP binding; GTPase activity.
GAUUCGUCAACCACCGAGGCACGAUGGGAACUCCCUAGAAAUUACAUUUGAAAAGUCCCUGCCUUCACGGAACUUAUGUUGUAAAAGGGAAUGAGAGGAAAACAACAUGUGUAUUGUAUUUGGUAUAUUAGGUGAUUAACACACACCAGGCCCUCAAGUCACUGUUGCUUCAGUGACACCCAACUGUCCCCUUGCCCCUAAAUGGUCUCGCCUAAUCCCUCCCUACCCACCCCCUGUGGUGUUUUUCAUCUCUUCCCACUUGCAGGGCCUGCUCUCCGCAUCUCUUCUUCGAGCUGCCCGCUGGGGGCAUGGCGCUGCCAACAAAGCCUGGCAUGUUUGAUCUGGGCCUGGGCACCUGGAGCCCUAGCUCCCAGGAGCAGAAGCACAAGGCUCGGGCACCCUCCCGGGGGGUGGGCAAGCAGCUGCCCGAGUACAAGGCGGUGGUGGUGGGUGCGAGUGGUGUAGGCAAGAGCGCAUUGACCAUCCAGCUGAACCACCAGUGCUUCGUGGAAGAUCACGACCCCACCAUCCAGGAUUCCUACUGGAAGGAGAUGGCCCUGGACCACGGAGGCUGCAUUCUGAACGUGCUGGAUACGGCAGGACAGGCCACCCAUCGGGCCCUGCGUGACCAGUGUGUGGCGAUUGGAGAUGGUGUGCUGGGUGUCUUUGCCCUCGACGACCUCUCAUCUCUAGCCCAGCUGCAGCAGAUGCGGGCCACCUGGGGCCCUCACCACACCCAGCCCCUCGUCCUUGUGGGCAACAAGUGCGACCUAGUGACCACCACCGGAGAUGCGCAUGCCGCUGCUGCAGCCCUUGCCAAGAGCUGGGGGGCCCCUUUCGUGGAGACCUCAGCCAAGACACGCCAAGGUGUGGAGGAGGCCUUUUCCCUGCUCAUCCAUGAGAUCCAAAGGUUCCGGGAGGCCAUGGCCAAGGAGGCCAUGGCAGGGCCAGGUGGGGAUAAAGCCCGGCACCAGAAAGCCAUGUGCCGCUGUGGCUGCUCCGUGGCCUGAAGAUCUUGACCUAGAAAAGCAGACCCUCCCCCAGACUAGGGUGGCGGUUCCUUCACCUGUGACCCCCCCCCCAGCAACUAGCCAUGUGGGACACUGUUGGUGUACUGGGGAUAGAUGGACCCCUCUCCUAGGGAGAUUUUCUUUUGGUGAUGGGCUUUUUGGCAAUGUGGGGCGUAGUGUUGGUUGUGUCAAGUUGAGAGAUUUGGUGCAAAAUUAAAUAAAUGGUGUUCUCAGUUUUCAAA